UUUGUCUCAUAAAAUCUCCCCGUUGGUGGGCUUCUCCCCAGUCUCCUUGGUCGGCGACGGGAGAGCUUUCCGAGCAGCAGCCCGUUCUCGCUUCCCUUCGGCCUCUACAUCACCGUCCGUCCGACGAAGUCGCCAGUCGUGCACUGCCCCUUGACGACCUCUCUGUCUCUCUCUCUCCCCCCAGUCGUGCUCUAACCCUUCUCAGUCUCUCUCUCCCACUUCCCUGGAGAAUCGACUAAGUGAAAUCCCCCAUUUUGGUUCGACCCGUAGUGACAUAUGAAAUAGGGGACGGUAUAAAUUUAGCAACACUCUUUCCCCCGGAUUUGUUCCAACUCUUCACAGCUUCUUCCCACAAGGCCCUCCCUUUACGGGAUAGUUUCUCUCUCAGCCCCGACAAGGUGUCCUCCUCAAAAUCAUCAUCAAAUUCGACCGGCCUCAGUUCGUUCAGGCCCCUUCUCAUCUGAGCUUCCAUUGUACGGAGAUAGAGGCCUACUCAGCGCACUAAGAACCUGGUCAGCAGUCACGAGAGGAAGAAGCAGCUAUGGUGUUUCGUCCAUGGAGAAAACUUCUCUCUCCGUCUCCCUUCCGAUGCUUUCGGCAUCUAUCUUCAUCUUCUUCUAGAGGAUGUCUCAAUUCGCCUCCGACUGUUGCUCCUCGCAGGGUCGUUGUUACCGGGUUAGGUGUGGUGACUCCACUGGGCUGUGGGGUGGAGACCACAUGGAAGCAACUCAUACAGGGGAAAUGUGCAAUAAGAGCAAUAUCCCCUGAAGACUUGAAGAUGGAUGCUUUUGAUAGAGAUACUCAGUUGUAUGUGUUUGAGCAGCUGACCUCAAAAGUCGCUGCAACAGUGCCCAGCGGUGUCAAUCCUGGAGAAUUUAAUGAAGAUUUGUGGCUUAAUCCUAAAGAGCACCGUGCUAUUGCAAGGUUUAUAGCUUAUGCACUCUGUGCAGCUGAUGAAGCUCUGAAAGAUGCAAACUGGGCACCCACUGAACCUGAACAGAGAGAAAUGACGGGCGUCUCCAUUGGUGGGGGAACUGGAAGCAUCAGCGAUGUGCUAGAUGCUGCUCAGAUGAUUUGUGCAAAGAGACUUCGUCGGCUUAGUCCAUUCUUCAUUCCACGGAUAUUAAUAAAUAUGGCCUCUGGUCAUGUGAGCAUGAAAUAUGGUUUCCAGGGACCCAACCAUGCUGCAGUGACAGCUUGUGCAACAGGGGCUCAUUCAAUAGGUGAUGCUGCAAGGAUGAUUCAAUUUGGAGAUGCAGAUGUCAUGGUUGCUGGAGGCACAGAAUCUAGCAUAGAUGCCUUAUCUAUUGCAGGAUUUUGCAGGUCGAGGGCUCUGACUACAAAGUAUAAUUCUUGCCCACAGGAAGCUUCACGGCCUUUUGAUGCAGAUCGAGAUGGGUUUGUAAUAGGUGAAGGUUCAGGCGUCUUAGUGUUGGAGGAACUUGAGCAUGCAAGAAAGCGUGGAGCUAAGAUGUAUGCUGAAUUUCGCGGCUAUGGAAUGUCUGGUGAUGCAUAUCAUAUAACCCAGCCUCACACCGAUGGAAAGGGUGCCAUUUUAGCAAUGACUCGUGCAUUGAAGCAGUCAAAUCUUCAUCCUGAUCAGGUGGAUUAUGUAAAUGCCCAUGCUACAUCUACUACUUUGGGUGACGCGAUUGAAGCGAAAGCAAUCAAAACACUGUUCUCUGACCAUGCAAUAUCGGGUGCUCUCGGUCUCUCCUCCACCAAGGGGGCAAUUGGCCAUCUCCUCGGAGCAGCUGGAGCUGUGGAAGCCAUUUUUGCAGUUCUGGCCAUAAAAAACGGAGUUGCGCCUUUGACACUUAACCUCAUGAGACCGGACCCUGUGUUUAGUGAUAGGUUCAUGCCUUUGACUGCUUCAAGAGAGAUGCCAAUAGGAGCGGCAUUGUCGAACUCUUUUGGCUUUGGAGGGACGAAUACGUCCCUUCUAUUCACUUCGCCUCCACAAAAUUAAACCAGUUUUCAGAGUUCUGGAAAAUGUCACUCAGAGCCGAGAAAGACAUGGGUACAGCUCUCGCGAACAAGAUCUGGAGGAGAAUUCAGUGUCAUCUCUCCCCAUUUUUUCUUUUGUGAUUCCAUUAAUCAGUUUUCGACUUGCAUAUCUGUUGCUGGAUGUGAUGAUGAGGAGCUACGAGAAGCUGGUAAAGCCUUCAUGCCUUACACGUACAGAUAUGCGAGCCCGUUAGAGGAGGGGCUUUUGAACUCAGAAGACUUGUAGCCAUUUCGUGUUUUUAAGAUGUUUCUGCUGAGAAAAUAGUCAGUGGAAUCGACAUGUAGGUACGAUUCUUUUAUUCAUAAUUUGGGACAUUUUUACUUAUCUGAUUCGGCUUUUCUGGAAAAGAAAGGCUACAUUUCUGGGAAUGAGACUGCAACUUUUUAUGCCACUUGAAAAAAGAACAAAGUAAGUGCGUGUAAUUAUGUUGAAAA
Punica granatum (pomegranate) is the source of this 2442-nucleotide messenger RNA. The record is from RefSeq and is a predicted model, not a curated record. NCBI's taxonomy places the organism in Eukaryota, Viridiplantae, Streptophyta, Magnoliopsida, Myrtales, Lythraceae.